Molecule: messenger RNA, 498 nt
Organism: Lolium perenne
Lineage: Eukaryota; Viridiplantae; Streptophyta; Magnoliopsida; Poales; Poaceae
Source: RefSeq, a predicted model, not a curated record
AUGGCCACGGCCGAGACAUCGCCGGACCGCGACACCCACCAGGAGGCCGAGGCAGCAGGACAGCCGGAGUCUCGGCCACCUGCCGGAAACGGAGUACACACACCCAAGCCUCGCCCGGAGCGGGGGGAAAGGAGGCGCCUUCCGCCGUCCCGGGGCGGACACGCGCAGCCCAGGCCCCUGCCCAAGACCGCCGGCCAUGGCGCCAGCCCUCAGCAUGACGCCGCAGCCCGGGCAGCGACGAGCGGAGCUCGAAACGCCUCGCCGCCGCCGCACAUCACCCACCGCGCCGCCCGGAUGACGUCUCCCUCCGCGCGAAGGGAACCCGUCGGAGCGCGCCCACCCCCACCCGCCGUCUUCGACGGCCGGGCGCUGCCGCCACCGCCGGCGCCCGGCGGCGGCAGCGGCCAGACGGGCGAGAUCGAGGGGCGCUGUUUUUUUAGGGUUGGGGUUUCUCCAGAGCCGCUCGCGCGAGCGGCCCGCCAUCUAGAGGAGACUUGA